This is a messenger RNA of Aureobasidium pullulans EXF-150, 735 nucleotides long. Its product is annotated as Isy1-like splicing factor. The transcript has 2 exons. The record is from RefSeq and is a predicted model, not a curated record. Gene Ontology annotation, biological process: generation of catalytic spliceosome for second transesterification step; mRNA 3'-splice site recognition. NCBI's taxonomy places the organism in Eukaryota, Fungi, Ascomycota, Dothideomycetes, Dothideales, Saccotheciaceae. Bases 1 to 735 code for a protein of 244 amino acids. Gene Ontology annotation, cellular component: post-mRNA release spliceosomal complex; Prp19 complex; catalytic step 2 spliceosome.
AUGGCUCGCAACGCAGAGAAGGCGCAGAGUACACUCUUCCGAUGGAGGGCCCAGCAAGCGGCAGAUCUGGGCAUCCUUGACACCACUCGUACACGACGACCAAAGGCCAUCUCACAACAAGAAUCCGUACCCACAUGUGAACGCUGGCGCGGUCAGGUACUCAAGGAGAUUUCGCGCAAAGUUUCGAAAAUCCAGGACCUGGCGCUUUCGGAUUUCCAGAUUCGCGACAUCAACGAUGAACUCAACAAGCUUUUCAAAGAAAAAUGGCAAUGGGAGAUGCGCAUCCGCGAACUAGGAGGACCGAACUACAUGAGGGGAGGUGGUCGUGUCGUCGAUGAGGAAGGUCGUGAAAUCCAAGGCGGUGGAAAGGGCUAUCGCUAUUUUGGAAGGGCAAAAGAGCUUCCCGGAGUCAAGGAGUUGUUCGAGGCUGCAAAGGUCAAACCACAGGAGGAGAAGGCUUUGGAGACACGCUCGGACCUGCGCCAGAAGGUCGACGCUGCCUACUAUGGUUACAACCUUGACGAGGAGGAUGGCACAUUACUCGCCUAUGAGGCACAAAAAGAGAAGGAGGCCUUUGAACACACUCUGGACAACACAGGGGCAGAUGAGGAAGCCGAUUGGGAGCCUUUGCCGGGCGAUUCUGGAGAUGGCGUCGCAUGGCAUCUUCCAACUGCAGAAGAAGUCGAGGCCGAGCUUAUUGAGAGGAGGAGGAGAAAGCUACUGGACAAGCUUUGA